CUUCUUGGACGUCUCUCUCUAACCAUUGUCUAUUCCUGUGUCCAUUUCAUAGUGGCUUUUGAGUUUGAAGUUUCAUCUUCUUCUUGACAAGAGCAACAUUUCAAUUUGCUUGGAGGAUUUUAUAUUUACCUGCUUGAAAUCUGAAUGCGCGAAUGGCAACGGCAACCUCUGAAUCCAAAAACGCAUCAGAUCACGUUGUUGAGCUUAUCGUGCGCGAUGCAUCAGCACCUUCUUCUGAAGAAUCCGAUUCCGAGGACAAAGACCAAAUCGCCCCUCUUCUCUCUCAGGAAAGACCCAAGAUCAACAUCUUCACUGCUUCUUACCCUCGUACAAAACCCAGAGCUGAGGUGACAAGACUACUCGAGUCUGAGACAUCUCCUUUCACAAAUUUUAUAUUGUGGGUGUGGAAUGGGUCCAGAUACUCUGGUUUACUUUGUAUGGCUUUCUCAUCUACCAUCUACUUUCUCAUGGGGGUUCUUACAAAUAUAUUUUCUGUUCAGGCAAUUCCUUUGUUUGAGACUGCUUUUACAAGAUGUGCAAUUACCUUGAUACUGUCAUAUUUGUGGUUGAGAUGGAGUGAACAACCAGUAUUUGGAACAUCCCAAGUUAGAAUCAUUUUACUUUUAAGGGCCCUUACAGGAUGUAUAUCAAUGUCAAGUUUUAUAUAUUGCUCUCAAAGGCUGCCUUUCUCUCAGGCCAUUGUAUUGAACUCAACAGUUCCUAUUAUGGCUUCAAUUAUGGCCAGGGUCUUUUUGCAUGACAAAUUAAAAGUUGCUGAUAUUGCAAGUCUUGCUUGCUGUUUUUUUGGUGUGCUGUUCUUCUUCCGAGAAGCGCUUGCUACAGAAGGAUACUUUGUCAAAGCUAAGGAAGCAAGCAAUGCACAUGCUAAGACAGGUCAUCAUAUAUUUGCAAUUCUAUUGGGUCUCUUUUCAUCAAUAAUGGGUGGAACUAGUUACUGUCUUAUUAGGGCUGGAGCUAAGGCAUCCGAUCAGCCUAUGUUAACUGUCUUUUCAUUUGGCUUAUUUGCUAGCCCUGCAAUGGGAAUAUGUACUUAUAUCUUUGAGGAUUUUGUGCUACCAGGAUUUCAGUCUAUUUUGCUUAUGCUUGUGAAUAGUAUUAUGGGCUUCUUUGCUGAGGUUUUGUUAGCACGCGGACUGCAACUUGAGAGAACCAGUAAAGUUGCUAAUGUUCAGUACUUGGAGGCAGGCCUAAGGCAAUUAUGCAGCCUUGCUUUGACAAGAUUGGCUCCAUCCUUUGAACGCCUCGUUGGUGUUUCACUUAUUGUUAUCUCUGUGUGUUGCACCAUGUAUAUAGGACCUGAUAAGGAGACGGAAUGAUAUAGAUUUGAGUGAUGUAGUUGCGCAGCUUAUAUGACGUUAUUAUCAUCUGUUAUAUUGAACUUGUUUAUAUAAAGUCUAGUCUUAAUUGGUCUAUUUUAACUCUUUAUCAGUCUCUGUUUGUUCUUAGUUAGCUGCUUCAGUCUUCAGAUUAUGGCAUUUAAUUGUUUUUAAUCAAAAGGUUUAACUUCAGAUUAUGUAAGUUUUAAAAACCCAAAAGUAAAUUGUACCGAUUUCUGAAAACACUACCCCUAAUGUAAAUAAGCAUAUUAUGAAACCAUCAAAUAGUUUUUUUCUCAAUCAAAUCCCGAUUUGCCAAAGCAUUGACGUAUCAGUUACCUAUCUGAAAAUAUGAACAACUCUAAGAUCCAUAUUUGAAAAAAAAAAAAGUUGAAGCAUGUAACCCCUUUUUCUUUUGAAUUCCAUCGAACAAUGAGGCUUACUAAAAGUUUGUCUAUCAAAGACUCACUCCCAUUCCAACCAUAGCCUGUUCAAACCUAUAAAUUCUGUGAGUUG
Vigna radiata var. radiata (mung bean) is the source of this 1853-nucleotide messenger RNA. RefSeq lists its product as uncharacterized. The transcript is spliced from 10 exons. Gene Ontology annotation, cellular component: membrane. The coding region runs from base 153 to 1337 and encodes 394 amino acids. The record is from RefSeq and is a predicted model, not a curated record. Lineage: Eukaryota; Viridiplantae; Streptophyta; Magnoliopsida; Fabales; Fabaceae.